CACUUGUUCUCCGUUGUCGUCGUCUUCGCCGAUAUACCUGCGCCGGCAUCCGAUUCCUUCGGUCUAGAGUUUUUCGGAGGACGGAGAGAUCGGAGAUGGGGCAGCAGUCGUUGAUCUACAGUUUCGUGGCGCGGGGGACGGUGAUAUUGGCGGAGUACACGGAGUUCCAGGGCAACUUCAGAAGCAUCGCCGUGCAGUUCCUCCAGAAGCUCCCUGCCAGUAAUAAUCGUGUCACCUACAUCUGUGACGGCCACACCUGCAAUUACCUUGUUGAGGAUGGAUACACAUAUUGUGUUUUGGCUAUUGAGGCAAUUGGCAGGCAAGUCCCCAUAGCAUUCCUUGAUAGGAUCAAAGAAGACUUUAACAAAAGAUAUGGAGGUGGUAAAGCUGCAACAGCAUUGGCUAACAGCCUCAAUCGAGAAUUUGGGUCUAAGCUUAAAGAGCACAUGCAGUAUUGUGCGGACCAUCCUGAGGAGAUAAGCAAGUUGGCUGAGGUGAAAGCUCAAGUUUCAGAAGUCAAAGGAGUUAUGAUGGAAAACAUUGUGAAGGUGAUUGGUCGUGGGGAGAUCAUUGAUGUUCUUGUUGACAAAACAGAGAACCUUCGCUCUCAGGCACAAGAUUUCAGGCAGAUAGGAACAUCGAUGAGGUGGAAGAUGUGGUUUCAGAAUAUGAAGAUUAAGCUGAUUGUCUUGGGCAUUAUCGUUGCACUUAUCCUCAUCAUAAUCUUGUCAGUUUGCCAUGGCUUCAAAUGCUAAUACGAUGUACACAGAAGAGAGCCACCCAAUUCAUCCACAGGAUUGUGCUUUGGGAUAUAGAGAACAUUUUCUCACUAUACAAACAAUUUGUUGAGUACUUGUUGGUUUGUGUUUCCAUAUAUUACAGAUUAUACAGUGAUGUUUACUUCCUGUGAUCGAUGAAAUGUGUGUACAGUCUGAACAUUCUUAAUAUACAAAUUGUUCUUUGAUUUUUCUUUUCGUUUAUCA
This is a messenger RNA of Zingiber officinale, 983 nucleotides long. RefSeq names its product putative vesicle-associated membrane protein 726. NCBI's taxonomy places the organism in Eukaryota, Viridiplantae, Streptophyta, Magnoliopsida, Zingiberales, Zingiberaceae. The record is from RefSeq and is a predicted model, not a curated record. Bases 96 to 755 code for a protein of 219 amino acids. Gene Ontology annotation, cellular component: membrane. Gene Ontology annotation, biological process: vesicle-mediated transport. The transcript is spliced from 5 exons.